Molecule: messenger RNA, 1592 nt
Organism: Triticum aestivum (bread wheat)
Lineage: Eukaryota; Viridiplantae; Streptophyta; Magnoliopsida; Poales; Poaceae
Product: probable protein phosphatase 2C 12
Exons: 4
Coding region: 314-1393 (359 amino acids)
Biological process (GO): protein dephosphorylation
Molecular function (GO): protein serine/threonine phosphatase activity
Source: RefSeq, a predicted model, not a curated record
CCCUCCCUCCCUCCAUGAGCCACUACCACUAGACUAGCGUCCAUUAUUGCUCACAACUUGCCUAAUCACGGUCUUAAUCCCUGCUGCGUCCCGAUCCUAAUCCCUCCGCCCCGCCCCCGCUUUAAAACGCCCACAGCUUUCUUCCCUCAACCUCUGUCUACCCUCCUUCCUUGGCCGCUGACCGCCUCCACUCCCCCUUCGAAUCCGCGGACCCAUGGCUUCUUAAACAACUCGGACCUGCGGAAGCACAGCGCAUCCUCCUCCUCCUCGCCGCGGAAGAAUCUUGAAGGGUCCUGAUUCUCGGAGGGUCUUGAUGGGGAUAUGCGCGUCCUCGGAGCACCUCGGCCAGCAGGGGCAGGAGGCGGACGAGAGCAUCGUGUACGUCAUGGACGAGGAAGGAGGAGGCGGCGCGUCGUCGCCGAGGAAGGUGGCCUCCCUCUUCUCCCAGAAGGGCAAGAAAGGCCCCAACCAGGACGCCGUCAUCCUCUGCCAGGGAUUCGGCAUGGAGGACGGCGUGUUCUGCGGCGUGUUCGACGGCCACGGCAGAUGCGGCCACUUGGUGAGCAAGCUGGUGAGGGACUACCUCCCCUUCAUGGUCCUGAGCCACCGGAACGCGCUGCUCCUGGCGGACGCGGACGCGGACGCGGACGCCGACGACCCCGUGUUCAGCGACGCCUCGCCGUCGUCCUCCGCGGACAGCAGCGGCAACUCGUCGCCGCACCCGUCGCAGAUGCUGGAGGAGUGGAGGGAGGCCUGCAGCAAUGCGUUCAAGGCCAUGGACAACGAGCUCAAGCUGCAAGCCAAUAUGGACUGCGCCUUCAGUGGCACCACGGCAGUGUGUGCCAUCAAGCAGGGCAAGGAUCUGAUCAUUGCCAACCUCGGGGACUCGAGGGCGGUUCUUGCGACCAUGUCUGGGGCCGGGUACCUCAAGGCCGUGCAGCUCACCACUGACCAGAAGCCCGGCCUGCCUGAGGAGGCGGAGAGGAUCAAGAGGUGCGAGGGGCGCGUGUUCGCGCUGAGGGAGGAGCCGGGCGUGAUGCGGGUGUGGCUGCCCGGCGAGAACCUCCCGGGGCUGGCCAUGGCGCGCGCGCUGGGGGACUCGAGGCUGAAGCACCACGGCGUCAUCUCGACGCCGCAGGUGACGGCGCACCGGAUAAGCGACGCGGACCUGUUCAUCAUCCUGGCCACGGACGGGGUGUGGGACGUGCUGAGCAACGAGGAGGUGGUGUCCAUCGUCUGCGCCACGCCGCGGAAGCAGCACGCGUCCAAGGCCGUGGUGGAGGCGGCGGUGCAGAGGUGGAAGACCAAGUACCCGUCCUCACGGGUGGACGACUGCUCCGCGGUCUGCCUCUUCCUGCACGACCACACCGCUGCAGCGCCCACGAAGCUCUAGCCGGCGCUCAGGCUCCGGCAAAAGGCCGGCCGUUCAGCUCCAUCUUGUACAUGUUUCUCUCUUUUUUGCCGGGGUUUUGCUUUUCAUUUUUUGCAAAUGUGAUGCAAAUACUUUUCUAGGUUUGUGUAAGUGUAAGAUAGUUUCGGCUGAAGAAAAAUACUACCCGCGGACUCCUUGCGGAUCCUCGGCCGGACGGCUA